AUGACCGAUCCAAAUAUGGCGCCCGACUACGAGGUCAGCCUCUUGCUCGACUCAAACAAGGUCCUCACCGCUGCACACGAGCUAACGGACUGCAUCCGAUCGGCUUUUGAUGUGGAACCGCCCGUCACCAUGAUAAAUGUGCAGUUCCUUGACACGAAUGAUAAAGAUGUUGAUUCCUCUCACUGGAGUGCUCGGAUCCGCAAGUUUGAAAAUGAGCGUAAACUCGAGUUAACGUAUAAGAGGCGGUAUACCAUCACAAACAGCAACAUUAACGCCGCUCUUGAUGUGGCUAACAAGGAUGGUUUCAAUGCUACCAACAAGGAUUACGAGGCACAGAUCGAAUGGGAUUUCCAGACGAAGACACUUUCUAUUAGCUGCAAGAAAAAAGGACCGGAUGUUGGGAUUGGCCAUACGGACCUGCCGGUGGAAAGUGACUCGCGUCAGAUGCUAAUCGGCAAAGCGCCGGACAAGUUCAAGGAAUGGAAGCCGUACAAAUCGCAGCCAAACAAAUGGCCUCCUAAAACCUGGGGCACCAGCGCCUUGAAGGAAUCGCGCAUUUACGGCCCGGUCCUCAUGAGUCGCUUUACCGGUUCAUGGAAUGGGCUAAAGCUUUACCUAGAGGUCUGGCCGCUACGGAACUCCACGGGUACAGGCAUUGAACACUUCGUUGAGGCUUCUUUCAAGACAGACUCUGAAACAACCGCUUCAGUUGAGCAGAGCAACCUAGUAGCCUUCUUGAAGAGUAAGGAUUGGUUACUUGAACAGGACUCAUCAAUGACAAAGCUCAUUAUGGCCCGUUAUUGA
Molecule: messenger RNA, 804 nt
Organism: Penicillium brevicompactum
Lineage: Eukaryota; Fungi; Ascomycota; Eurotiomycetes; Eurotiales; Aspergillaceae
Exons: 1
Coding region: 1-804 (267 amino acids)
Source: RefSeq, a predicted model, not a curated record